GGACCAUCAUUUUUUUAUACUCGUAGCGCACUUAUUCGUCCAUAUACUUCGUACUCUACUCUGUACUCCGAACGCACUAUGCACGGAGCCAUCAUCGCCGCAUGAAUCUGCUCUUUGCAGCCUCCGCAUGGCCUUCUCUUCGCAGGGUGCAACGACCCUGUUGCAGACUCUCGGCGACCUGCGUACUGCCACCGAUACUGCAUCCGUGUCGCAGGUGUUGAAGAGGAUCAAGUAUGAAGUCAGUGGCCAUCUCUCCCGCAAGAUCGACUACGUUCACCACGGUCUCCUUCAUCUGCUGGACAAAGCUUUGGCUGAUUUCAUCGUUACUCCGCCUACUGAUGACAACGACUUGAUCUUUACGCAUGCUGCGCAAGUGCUGUGUGUCAUUGCUCACGAAGGCCCUUCCUUUGUCCAGCCCAUCCUCGAGACAGAUAUCUUGCAAAGUCUUCUCAAGUGCCUCCUUCAGCCUCGGAGUUCCAAGACCAUCCUCACGAUCCUAAGAUGUCUCAACGCUGUCGCCGAAAACAUGCCACCUUCUAGCCCUGGUCAAUGGGUGCAGGAUGGAAGGCUGGCAGAUUUGUUAUAUUCGAAACAAUAUAUCCAGUGCACCACGCGAAUCGUUGGAAUUGCAGGAGACACUCUCUCCUCGCAGCAGGCAUGCGAUGCAAUGCUCGCUGUGCUCGCCAAAACUGUGACAUCGGAGCAACACAAACGAGCUUUGGUAGAUACUGGUAUGCUGACAAUAUUGGCUGCUCGUCUGGCAUCGUUUGUGGUUGCAGAGGGCCUGGUCCCGCCCGGUUCAGAGGCUUUGGACAGCGACAACAGCGUCUUUUCAAUUUUACCAGAUCCCGCUCCGCCCUUUGCUCACCUAUCCCCCGUCCUGGAGGCCAUCUGCCUUUUGAUCGAGCGGUCCGCAGAACGUGCAGCAAUGUUUUUAAGCGACCCUUCCAUCAAAGUCGUAUUUCCCGAUAUUAAGGACAAUUUUGCACCCUUCGAUAUCCGACGGGCUCCGUCAGGAGCUGCCUAUUUCUCUGGAGGAGCCGUGCCUCGCUCAUGCCCACAAGGGCCAUUUGAUCCUCUGUUACCCUUGACUCUUGUGCUCGAAAAAUCGAAUUCACCUUUUCCUCCCUUACCGCCCCUGGGGUCCAGCAUCGCUAUCCCAAAGCGCCGAGCAUCAUUCCGUCCAGCUACCUCAAAUCUUCAACAACCAAGUGCGGAACAGCCUGAUACAGAUGACCUCGAAGAGAGCUCGGUGAUUUCCUGGCUCUUAUAUAUGGUUCGUGCUUCAAAAGGAAGGAGGCGCAUGCUGGCAGCGAAGCUACUUGUCCAUCUAUACAGUCUAAAUUUCGUGAAGAAGGAACGGGGCACGUCAUUUACUUCCUUGCUAGUGCCCAUUCUUACGCGAAUGCUUGAGGUCGACGUGCUCAAGUCGGACUCCGUGCGGCAAGGUAACGGGGUAUACCUAGGGAAUGGCUUACAUUAUGCAAAGGAAAUACCUGCCGUCCUUGCAGUACUCAUUAUGGACGACCCUGACAUGCAAAGAGUGGCAGUGGAAGGAGGUGCUAUCGCAACUCUGUCGACAGGCCUCAAGUCAACUUUUGAGAACACAUCCGGGCGAAAACCAAAGCCUUGGCAACCUCGCAAGGCCCAAGAAUCUCAUGCAGAUGUCUCGAUAUCUGCGACUAAGCUCGGAGGCCAUGCCCCAAGCCCGGCUAUCAGGCGGGAAAUGGAGUAUCGUAAAGGGUGUCUACAGGCACUGGCCGCGAUUGCACCUUUCGACGAUGACUAUCGUAAAGAAAUUUGCAACCAAGGGGUGCUGAACUACCUUCUACUGUCUCUGGAACUCUACCAGAUUGAAAACAUUGACGACCCACAGAUGGAGAUCAAUGGCAACUCUGCGCCUGUUCUUAUGGCUGCUUGUGGUAUCGUACGAGUGCUGACACGCUCGGUUCAAGCCUUGAGGACAAAGAUCAUUGAAGCUGAAGUCACAAAACCAAUCAUCAAGCUCAUGAGCUCGACAAACCCCGAAGUAAUAAUAGCUGCCACCCAGGUACUCGCCAACUUGGCAAUCGACUUCAGUCCGGCCAAAGAAAGCGUGCUUGAGCCGAGUGUGGUGAAAAAGCUAUGUGAACAAGCACAUUCGGCCAAUGCACGACUUCGUUUUGAGUCACUAUGGACACUGAAACAACUGGUAUGCAACUCGAGCAGGAAGCUGAAGCAAGAUGUGGUCGAUGAACUCGGUCCGAGCUGGAUCAAACUCUUGAUCAAGACCAACCCUGGCGACAUUCCCGAGGGUGAAGUGAUUGGCUUGGUUGAGCGAGAUUAUCCCCCUCUCCCCGGCUCCCAACGGACGUUUUCUGCCGCCGACAAACCCGACGACAUAGUAAUGAGCGAAGGAUCCGGUGACAGCAGCCGACUGCCACCUACAAGCUUGGUUGGCGAUGCAGGUCUCGAUCAACACGGGUUCAAUAUGAGACAUACUCCAGAAGAUGACACGGAGAUCCAGGCUCAACUCCUCGAUCUUCUACGUAACUUGUUCUGCGGCGAAAAUGCCUCUGAGCUCGUCAAGUACAUCUUCGAUGAGAUGGGUCAGGAUGAGUUCUUCCGCAUCAUGCUGGAUCGACUUCGCCCGCGCACGCUCGCCGGGCCAACACGCAAGGAAAAUGUUUCCACGCCUGCACCGACGACGAUUGUCGUCAAGGUGCUGUAUAUUCUCGCUCACAUUUGCGCGUGCGAGCCCAAAUGGCGCAACCUCAUCACCGGCCAACAGGCCUUGAUGAAGCAGGUCCUCUCCUUUUCCGGCCACGAGGAUCGCGAAGUCCGUGCCCAAGUCUGCUGGAUCGCCAUCAACCUGACGUACGAGGACGACGUGAGUGAACGUGCGGCGUGCAAACAACGUGCGCAGGAGUUGCAACGGUACGGCUACGUGACACAUGUGAGGAAGUUGGAGGGUGACCCGGACAUCAAUGUCAGAGAAAGAGCAAAGACCGCGAUGCACUUGAUGAGCAAGUUGCUGGUGACAUGAAGAUACGUCUGUCUAUGCGGGAGUAAGAACAUCAAGUAAUUGGAACACACACGCACACGGGGAGAGGUGCGUAUCCGAACGUAUGUCGUGGUCGUGGUUACAUGGCCAUGGUCAUGAUGAUGAAUUUAUCCUGCCAGGGGUUUGUUCCGUGGGUACCGAGUGCAAUGUGUGGAGGUGUGUGUGCGCAGACAGAAUUGGCAAAGGCGACAGACGGAUGGCUCGAUUUAUUCUGUUUGCGGACUAUCAAUUCAGUCGCCUUGUAUAUCCUACAUGGGUAGACCUAUUGCGCCAAACAUACCUACGCACCUAACUACUUGCUCGGCCAACUAGUUAAUCAGGAU
This is a messenger RNA of Exophiala oligosperma, 3366 nucleotides long. RefSeq lists its product as uncharacterized. Bases 128 to 3025 code for a protein of 965 amino acids. The transcript is spliced from 2 exons. Gene Ontology annotation, molecular function: protein binding. Lineage: Eukaryota; Fungi; Ascomycota; Eurotiomycetes; Chaetothyriales; Herpotrichiellaceae. Gene Ontology annotation, biological process: proteasome-mediated ubiquitin-dependent protein catabolic process. Gene Ontology annotation, cellular component: GID complex. The record is from RefSeq and is a predicted model, not a curated record.